AUGAGAGUGCAGAAGGGCACGGCGGUCGAUGCGGCAUGGUCGUCACGUCUUGAUGUAACUAAAGUCAUCUGCACCUUCGCGAGUGAUGGCCGCGUCUUCUACGGCGUAGUCGCAGAGGUUCCUGAUUCACUCGUGUGGGAUUGGCCAGUUGAUCGCCAACUUCUAUGGGUUUUUGACGACGGAAACUCCGUCAAAGUAUGGCAAGAAUGUGUCGAGCGGCCUCGGCCGAGCAAUCCUGCUUGGGCGUCAUGUCUUCAGUCCAUUGUGGGCUGCUAUGAAAACGACGGCGGUAAUGUUUCAUACGCCGUCAGGUGGGACGGUUACGCAUGUCCCACGUGGGAAGCAGAGGAGGACAUGUCGAACUAUAGCCACCUGCUGGCAGAGCACGAUCAAGCCUGCGAGUGCGGGCGAAGGUCCUAG
Messenger RNA from Colletotrichum spaethianum, 420 nucleotides. RefSeq lists its product as uncharacterized. The record is from RefSeq and is a predicted model, not a curated record. Lineage: Eukaryota; Fungi; Ascomycota; Sordariomycetes; Glomerellales; Glomerellaceae. The transcript has a single exon. Bases 1 to 420 code for a protein of 139 amino acids.